This is a messenger RNA of Linnemannia hyalina, 693 nucleotides long. The record is from the annotation of a GenBank genome assembly. NCBI's taxonomy places the organism in Eukaryota, Fungi, Mortierellomycota, Mortierellomycetes, Mortierellales, Mortierellaceae.
AUGCCCACCACCCCUAAAGCCGCCGCCAUUGGUAACGGACAAAAGAUCGCCACCGUCACCCCUGCAGCUUCACCUGCUGGCUCUGUCGCCAGACCCUCCCCUUCAUCUGCUGGCAUGAGCACUCCUGCCGAGGCCCAUUCGACUCCUCUCUCAAAGAACCAAAAGAAGAAAAAGUCCAAGGCUGCCAAGGCUGCUGCAUCUGCUGCCACUAGCCCUUCUGCUCCCGUUGCUGCUGCCACCGAACCUGUCCCCUCCACCCCUGUCGCCAAUGUCAAGCAGCAGCAAGAGGCAUCGAGUUCAAUCACUCCUACCGUCGAAUCAUUGGGUCUUUCCGAGGAAAAGACCCCUGCCAAGGACGCCUCUCCCAUUGCCAGAAACAUCCUCGCAGAACCCACGCCCGUUACUCUUCCUCAGCACCCAAAACGCGCUCUCGUUGCUCACACUUUCCUAUGGAAGAACGGUGGUGAUGUCGUCAAGAUCACCGGCACAUUUGACAACUGGGGAGAAUCGAUCGUCUUGAAGAAGGUCCAGGGCAACCCGGACCAGUCUAAGGUCGCUAUCGAUCUCGAUCGUUCUCAAAAGAAUUUGUUCAAGUUCAUCGUGGAUGGUCAAUGGAGGUGCUCAGACGAGUUCCCAACCGAGUACGAUAACAUCGGCAACCUUAAUAACGUCUUGCCUGCUUUCGACGCCUAG